CUUCAUUCUCAAGCUUAUUGAUUCAAAGCUUUCCUUCUCAAGCCUCUCUCACACCUCGCGAGGUUCUCUUGUUCGAGUACUGAAAUCAAUGGGCUCAACGGUUUCUCUUGCUCCAAUUUUCUCUUUCUUGAAAUUGACAGGUUCUCUUGCUCGAAUUUUUUCGGCCAUGAAAUCCAAUUGUUUUCUUGUUCAAAUUUUAUCCAUCAUGACAUGGAUGCGUUCAAGGUUCUCUCAAGCCAAUGAAACUUCAAUACAAGAAGAAGUUUCUCUAUCUCCACUCUUACCGGAUGAUCUGGUAAUUGAAAUCCUCUUGCACUUUCCUUUAGAAUUCUUAAUGGAUUUCAAAUGCCUAAACAAGACAUGGAAAGAACUCCUACUUUCUCCUUAUUUGCAAGAAUUCACUACCUUUCUCCCAGUAAUACUUCCCAGUAUUUUUCCAUCUGUCUCUCUAGAAUGCCCGAUUUUAUGAACCGGUUAACCUUCUUAUGCAACAAUGGUUCUCAAGUAGUACAACGCUACUCUAAGUUUAAGAUAGACAAUCUAGAGGGUAUAGAGUGCUCUCAAGGCAUGCUGUGCUGCUUGUGCCAAACAAAUGACUUAGACUACACAUACUUCGACUACACAUUCAUCAUAAUAAACCCGGUCACUAGCAUAUGCACAACCAUCUCUGAAUCCUUGCCCAAUGUCAAUCUGUUUGGGUUUUAUUUCGAUCCAAGUUCAUGUGAUUUUAAGAUUUUAGCUCAAACAUCAAAGGGCUGGACUGAGAUGGGCAAAUAUCAUAUCUUCGAUUCAAGAAUUGGUAAUUGGAGAAUAAUAAAACUUCAUCCAAGUUUCGAACGAAAAAAUCCAUGCCUUCGAAUGCUAUCUCUCAAUUCAAAGUCUUAUCUAACAGAAGAAGACGAUAGUUUGAUAGUUUUUGAUAUGGAGAAUGAAUGUUGGUCUCAAAUUUCCUUGCCGCCACGUGAAUGUUUAUGUUCACUUAUAGCAUUCGGGGACAGCGCUUGUUUUAUCGGAAUAACCGAUGAUCAGAAAUUGGUGGGUUGGAUUUUGAAGAAGGAAGACAGAGGGUGGGAGUGGGAGGAACUAAUAAAUCAGCAUGAUCAUAACUUGGAAUCUUGGUUUUACCCGGUUUUCUUUUAUGAUGAAGACAAGCUAUUCCUUCAAAAUCGAGUGAGUUUAGAUAUAUUUAUUUAUCAUAUAAAUCAAAAACAGUUGGAGCCAGUUGAAGGACACCGUCAUCGGUGCAAAACCUAUUCUCUUUAUAAACCAACUCUAUUUGCAAUGAAGUAGAUUGCUUGGGUUAGUUUUUGUAAAAGAUUGCUUUAGGUUGCGUUAGUUUUGUUUAGAGUGGGUUAGUUUGGUAAAAGAUUGCUUUAGGGUGGGUUAAUUUUGUAUAAUUUCUUAUGAAAAGAGAAGGUUUUUUUAAUUAUAAUAAUUUUUGUUCUUCAUCGUAGAAUUUUCAAUUAAUGUGAUUGGUUUUCUAUAUGGAGAAUUUUAAGUUAAUGUGAUUGGUUUUCUA
Molecule: messenger RNA, 1519 nt
Organism: Amborella trichopoda
Lineage: Eukaryota; Viridiplantae; Streptophyta; Magnoliopsida; Amborellales; Amborellaceae
Source: RefSeq, a predicted model, not a curated record